CGACUUCCUCACUUUACACACCACAAAAAUAUCCACAAACAGAGAGAGAAGUGAUAAGAUCUGGGGGAGUGAGAGAAGCUGAGAGAUGAUGGAUAAAAGCUGUCAUUCCUCUGGUGACUCUACUAGUAGCAGUAACACCACCACCACCAACUCCAACAACAACAAUAACAGAGAUCAAUACAUCAGACAUCUCAACAAAAUCUCUCACAGGAUCUCUAAACCCACCAGGAGACCCACUUUUGAUCACCAGCAGCAGCAGCAGCAGCAGGAUGAUGUUAUUCAACAACCACCGCCACCGCCACCGCCGCCGCAGCAGACGCAGAAUCUACCGCAGCAGCCGCCGGUGUACAACAUCAAGAAGAGCGAUUUCAGAGAUGUGGUUCAGAAGCUCACUGGGUCUCCGUCUCACGAGCGUUUCUCUACUCCUCCCCCUAUUCACCCACCCAAGCCUCCUAGCUCUCGUCUCCAGCGAAUCCGCCCUCCCCCUCUCGCCCCAAUUACCAAUCGCCCCCCUCCCUCGCUAAACAACGCCGUCCCCCCACAUCCACCACCACCAACUCAGAGCCAGCUGGCGCCUCUCUCUCCUCUUCCGCCGUUCCCGGCUGUGCACGCGGCGGCUGAAUCGCCGAUCUCCGCCUACAUGCGCUUCCUCCAGAGCUCAUUCGAUUCCGAUCCGAAGAGAUUCCCUGGACUCUCGCCUCUAGCCCCCCUGGUUUCUCCUCGGUGGAACAAUCUCCCUCAGCCGCCGCCACAGCAGCAGCACGUUCUUCCGCCACCGACAUCAGGUUCCAUGGCUCAAUCACCCUUUCCGAUGCCCUUUUCGCCCCUGCCUUUCGGUUGCUUUCCUUCGCCGCGGUCUCCAUAUCAUCUGAUUUCGCCUUCGACGACCGGUCAAUUAGGGUUUCAACCGUUUCCUCUGUCGCCAACUCUACCAGUUCCGAGCCCUAGGUGGAAAGAUCUUUGAAAUGGUGUAGAACUCCACACUCCAAGAGUUGGAAAGGAAAGUCUUUUUAGGGUUUGUAAGCGUUAUACAUAUGUGUGUAUGGUGGGGGUUUAAAUUCAAUGGCCAGUUGUUGGAGAAAUUGAUAGCUGACACCUGACCUGGUUAAUUAGAGUGUUUGUACUGUAAAUGGUUGUUGGUUGUUUUUACAUUACAGCUAGAAAUGUUUAGAAAAGGAUCCUGGGUUUGUUCUUUCUUUUUUGUUUCUUGAUUCAAAUUUGGAGUAGACAGUAAUUGGAAUUCUUCUGUUUUGUUGGGAUGCGGUAGUGAAAUAGAUAUAUAAACUUGUAGUAGUUCUCUUUA
Camellia sinensis is the source of this 1303-nucleotide messenger RNA. Its product is annotated as VQ motif-containing protein. NCBI's taxonomy places the organism in Eukaryota, Viridiplantae, Streptophyta, Magnoliopsida, Ericales, Theaceae. The record is from RefSeq and is a predicted model, not a curated record.